AUGUCCGUCGCCGACCAAGUCCAGCUCGACAACUUCGGCUCCAUCUUCUCCCUCGAGGGCAAAGUCGCCGUUGUCACCGGCGGCUCCAGAGGUCUAGGCCUGCACGCUGCCAGCGGGUGCAACAGAUUGCUUCAAGCAGGCUGCUCAAAAGUCUACAUCACAUCUCGUAAAGCCCAAGCCUGCGAUGAAGCUGUGGCAGCCCUCAACGCGCUCCCUAACAAGAGACCCGGCGCACAGGCCAUCUCCGUGGCGGCCGAUAACUCGAAGAUCUCUGAGCUGGACCGGCUCGUUGAGGAAGUGAAGAAGACCACGGACCAUGUGGACAUUCUCUUUGCGAAUGCGGGGGCUACCUGGGGCGAGAAGUUCGAUACCCAUCCCGAGAAGAUGUUCUCGAAGGUUAUGGAUUUGAAUGUGAAGAGUGUGUUCUAUCUCGUGCAGAAGUUUGCUCCUCUGCUUACUGUCAAGGCUACGCGUGAGGAACCCUCACGAGUCAUCGUUACUGGCUCCGUUGCUGGGCUUGGGAUUGGUAGUAUUGGAGAGAACGCCACUUUCAGCUACUCUGCUUCAAAGGCGGCUGUCAUUCAUCUGACCAAGAAUUUGGCUGUCGAGCUGGGUCCCAGACAUAUCCUGUGCAAUGCCAUUGCCCCUGGCUUCUUCCCGUCGAAGAUGGCCGAUGGCCUGAUUAAUCUGCAGGGUGGGCUGAAGUCGCUCGAGGACUACUCCCCCAACAAGAGACUGGGUCGACCCGAGGAUAUUGCGGGUCUGGUCGUGUUCCUCGGAAGUCGGGCAGCCAGCCAUCUGAAUGGAGCGGUCAUUGCGACGGAUGGCGGAAGCCACUUGAAGGGAAAGCUUUGA
This is a messenger RNA of Aspergillus bombycis, 855 nucleotides long. Its product is annotated as oxidoreductase, short-chain dehydrogenase/reductase family. The coding region runs from base 1 to 855 and encodes 284 amino acids. Lineage: Eukaryota; Fungi; Ascomycota; Eurotiomycetes; Eurotiales; Aspergillaceae. The record is from RefSeq and is a predicted model, not a curated record. Gene Ontology annotation, molecular function: oxidoreductase activity. The transcript is spliced from 3 exons.